GCGAGACUGCCCGAAUGUACUCACAUAUACACGGCGCAUGCGCACGAUUUUAUUUUCUUUUUCUUUCUUUUUGCGCAUGCGAAUUUAAGCGUAAUGCGUGGACUUCAGCGCGUCAACUUUCGCGUUACACCUUCGGUUGGUAGAAGUGCUGGAUAUUACUGCUAAGUUGAAUUGCGUUGGCGGUACCUUUUGUGGUAAUAGGAACGGCGAUUAUGCUGCGAGAUGAAUCGACACUGCACACAAGGAGGACAAAAUGUUGAAAUCACGAAGAAUGAAAGCGAAAUCUAAGGAGGACUAUGUUGUAUGUGUUGGCAUCAGUUGGCUGAAGAAUUCCACAUGCAUCACAGAAUCAGGUAGUUGGAGGUCCAACAGUGCAGUAGCAAGCAAGCUGAAACGUUCAAAAAGGAAAAACAAUGUUUAUUUAUUAUUUAUUUGAGAUUUUCAAUUAAGAUGCUAAUAUCCUGACUCAAGACCACAAGCCAGAGAAAGAAAGGAGAAUACCUUUUAUGCUUGGUAUCCAGUAUUUCUGGAUCCCAGAUUUCAGUCUUUUCCGUCUGCACUUUGGGGAUCAUGGACUUGAUGAUUCGAUAAUGUCUAUCAAAUAAAUGACAAAAUGACAGUGGGAAGAAUUGCUGGAACUUUGUAACAUGUGAGCCUGUAGUAGAUCUCUUAAAUAUUGUACUUGGUUUCAAAUGGAAAGUUUAGAUGUUCAUGGCAUUUGCAUAUCUACAGUUUCCAAUUUAGCUUUCAAGAACACUUGAAUGUUAUUCAUCCCACAUCUUUUUUCACUUUUUUUGUUGAACUGUUUGUUACAUCAGAUUUUAAGUUUUGGUUGAAUAGACAUGGCGUAUCAUUCACUUGAUUUUUCAACUGGAAAUGAUUUCAUCUGCACAGAGUGUGGUGAAGGGUUUGGUCAGUACCCAAAACUGAUCAAUCACAUGGCUAAUCAUGGACCCAUUGGCCCAUUUUCUUCCAUUUCUGAAACUGCAGCUAACGGUUGUGAGAAACCUAUUGAAUUUGCACUUCAUGAAAAUGGAACACUCACAGUGGUUGAUAGAUCCGCUUUAUCAAACUUUUCAUUCUUAUUUGGAAAACCCAUGUCAAAAUUGUCAAACCAAGCACAUUAUCAGGAUUCCUUGCCUUCAAACAAAAUGGCAGAAAGAGACCAUGCCCAAUGUAGAUGUGAGAGAUGUGGCCAAGUGUUUAGGAACCAGAGAAGUUUACAACAGCAUCAGCGAUAUCGUCCCCUUGAGCAAGGUUUUAAAUGUACCUUAUGUUGCAAAGAUUUUUAUGAUAGAGAGAGCCUUCGUGGGCACCUUCAGAAUCAUGCACAUGAACGUUUUUACAGUUGUGGACAUUGUGGGAAACGAUUCUUGAGACAAGAGACCUUGUUGUUACAUCAGAAGGAAUGGCAUGGGUCACUUGGAUCCAAGAGUUCCAGUAAAUUUGAUGAGGACCGUGAAAAUGGUAUAGAUAAAUCAUAUCCUUGCAAGAUUUGUGGCUUGCGUUUCUUUUGGUUAUCAGACCUGCAGAGCCAUUUGCUUAAUCAUUCUCAUGUCAGUAAAGCAACUGAUGAUCCCACACAAAAAGAGAACAUGCAGGAACAGGAUGAGAGCAGCCCUAAGAAAAAUGCCUCCCAUUCUCCUGAUGAUUCUACUACUGACCGAUCAUAUCGUUGUGGCUUAUGUGGAGGACACUUUAAUUGCUUGUCAGAUUUGAAAGAGCAUCAUCUAUCAGAUCAUCCAGAUGAGGACUCUUCUGAACCAGUACCUGAGAUUAGACGACAUUCUGUUAAUUAUUAUGGUAUAAUGCGUCAAAUGGUUUCAAAACACCAAACUCAACGAAUGGAUCUAUUGAGGCCACGAAUGAGAGGUAGACCAAGAGGAGGUGCUACCAGAGGUAAUCCACAUUCUAAGGUAUUCCCUUGCAAACAAUGCCAUCGUGUUUUUGUUCACUCUAGUAGCCUUUCUCGUCAUAUGCGAUACCAUAAGGGUACCCUUCAUACAUGCCUUUAUUGUGGUAGACACUUUCCACAAAGAUGUGAUGUCACAAGACAUGUUGCCAUGUACCAUAGUUCAGACAUAAAGCUUAAGGCAGAUGGUGAAAAAUUAGACCAUGAAGAUGAAACUGCUACGCAUGAGUCACCAAAAACGCAGACAAGCAAUGACAGUGAUCAUGAAGGUCAGGACAAUGAAGACCAGCAGUCACCAAAACCACCAGACAAAGAUGAGCUGUCAGAUACUCAAGAGACAUCUCAACUCAAGCCACGGAUGACCUACAAAUGCAAAGACUGUGGUCGAGUCUUUAGGCUACUUAGCGUAUUUCAGCGACAUGGGCGUUACCACAGAAUAAACCCCUCUCGGGUAUUGCUAAGCUGUCCUCAUUGUCCAUGUCGCUUCACCUUCCGCUCUGCUCUAGAGCGCCAUCUAGAGAAUCAUGAUAAAGAAGGGUCUGAGAAGCAUGGUCAAGAAGCAUCUCCAACUGCAGAGGCCAGUAUGGAGUAUUUAGAAAAUGAAGACGAUUUGAGUGUUGAAAGGAGCGAGUCAGAAGCUGAUUCAAAAGAGAGUACAUCAACAGACGUGUUGUAUGAAUGCACUGAAUGUACUGAGACCUUCACAGAGCUACAGCUAUUCCUCAAACAUCAAAGCUCUCAUGGUUGAAAGAUAUUUGAAGAAACAAUAUAAUAUACCUUGAACUGUUGAGUUAACUGUUUGAUACACUGCCACAUCUGCAAUGAACAACAAAUCAAGUACAUACUGAUUUCACCAAGGUUUUUCUGAAUUAAUUUCUUGUUUUACAAUUAUGCUAUUUUGAGAGAGUAGGGGUCAGAUCUUGGUUGAAUCAAAGAGAAUGCUAAAUUGUAUUAUAAUGCUACAGUGCUAAUUCUAAGCCACCAGCUGUCUACGCAUCUUUAUUUUUCCCUCUGUUACUCAUUAAUCUUGAAACAUUCAAUUUGUCCUCUACAGAAUCUAAGAACAGCUCAUAUCUGCCUUUGCAGUGUGUACACUUUUGAUAGUGAAUGUCUUCAAAGCUGCCAGUUACUGAUGUCCAAGACAAUCCCACAGAUUUUGUGAACAUGUUUUUCUUACUCUGAUAAUUACUGUCAAACAUUGUACUAAAUAUAGACACAGCAUGGAACAUGCAUAGAAAUGUUUAGUGCCCUUUCUUGUUUUCCUAGAGUAGGCCCUGAUUAAAUUAUUGGAUGGUACAGUGGCCAUAGAAAUAACUGUUUCCAUUCUUUUAACAAUUAAAAAAAACAGGUGUGCAGUUUAAAAAAUAUAUAUAUAUAUAUAUAUAUAUAUAUAUAUAUAUAUAUAUAUAUAUAUAUAUAUAUAUAUAUAUAUAUAUAUAUAUAUAUAUACCCCUUUACCCAGUAUUUGUAUGCACAAUGCUAUCAGGUUAUAUAGCCUCCUUUACAACAAGAGAUAAUGCUGAAAAAGUACUGCCAAAUUUAUUGUUGACACCCAAAAUGUACCCUUACCAACAGUCUGGUCGUGCUUUUUGCUCCUGCCUGGUUCAGGCAUUAUUGUAGAAGUCCAGGCUGAAGUAGUGUUGGUUGCCUGCAACAAGUUUUGUUGGAACCCAGGGUACGGUGGUAAGUUGGUGGUAUGAUGCAGUACAUAUUGCAGAUUUGUUUUGAGAGCUUCCUUGGUACUAUUGGGCUGGCAACUAGACAGCUGAAGAGAAAGCAUGUUUGUAUACAUAAUGUGCCCAAAGUUCCUUGCCAAGGUAAAGUGCUUUUCAUUCAAAAGAGUAACAUCUAAUAUAAUCACUGCAUUUGCAGUUAGGAGGACAGUAGACAUUUGAGGAGAAGUCAAUUCUGACACACUCCUGUCCUGCUGUAAAGACUAUAUAUACAAAGUAGGGCUGGUUGCAAUUCUACGAGCUCAUUCUCGGACAGUGGGUUUUGGUCCAUGAUGGUCCACCUUUGCACCACUAUGUAAACAGCAACUACCCCUGAAAAUACCCUGGGAUUGAUAACCAUUAUAUGGGAAUAUAACUGUAUACCCCUUGUGUCCAAAGCCACAGACUAUGUUCUUCAGUGAAUACCAAGGUCUAAAAUGAAGUAUAGGUGAUCAUUUUCAUCAGGUCAACACUUAAGUAUUAAUGUCACACUUUUUAUGCACGAGUCCUUCACUGUUCUGGCAAAUUGUGAAAAUUGUUACUAAAUGGCCACCUUAUUUGUUUCUAUGGCAUGUGGGUGAUUUCUUUUUUUAAUAAUGGCUAUAACUGCAGAUCUCUUGCGUACUUGUAUUAAUAAAAUUUGUUAUCUGA
Ictalurus punctatus (channel catfish) is the source of this 4275-nucleotide messenger RNA. Its product is annotated as C2H2-type zinc finger protein. The coding region runs from base 843 to 2660 and encodes 605 amino acids. NCBI's taxonomy places the organism in Eukaryota, Metazoa, Chordata, Actinopteri, Siluriformes, Ictaluridae. Gene Ontology annotation, molecular function: RNA polymerase II transcription regulatory region sequence-specific DNA binding; DNA-binding transcription factor activity, RNA polymerase II-specific. The record is from RefSeq and is a predicted model, not a curated record. The transcript is spliced from 4 exons. Gene Ontology annotation, cellular component: nucleus. Gene Ontology annotation, biological process: regulation of transcription by RNA polymerase II.